AUGGGGUAUGGAGGUGAUCAGGACGCUGGUAUGGGGUAUGGUGGUGAUCAGGACGCUGGUAUGGGGUAUGGAGGUGAUCAGGACGCUGGUAUGGGGUAUGGCGGUGAUCAGGGUGUUGGUAUGGGGUAUGGUGGUGAUCAGGACGCUGGUAUGGGGUAUGGGUAUGGCGGUGAUCAGGAUGCUGGUAUGGGGUAUGGUGGUGAUCAGGAUGCUGGUAUGGGGUAUGGGGGUGAUCAGGACUCUGGUAUGGGGUAUGGAGGUGAUCAGGACGCUGGUAUGGGUAUGGUGGUGAUCAGGACGCUGGUAUGGGGUAUGGCGGUGAUCAGGACGCUGGUAUGGGGUAUGGGGGUGAUCAGGACGCUGGUAUGGGGGUAUGGCGGUGAUCAGGACGCUGGUAUGGGGUAUGGUGGUGAUCAGGAUGCUGGUAUGGGGUACGGUGGUGAUCAGGAUGCUGGUAUGGGGUAUGGCGGUGAUCAGGACUCUGGUAUGGGGUAUGGGGGUGAUCAGGAUGCUGGUAUGGGGUAUGGCGGUGAUCAGGACGCUGGUAUGGGGUAUGGUGGUGAUCAGGACGCUGGUAUGGGGUAUGGCGGUGAU
This is a messenger RNA of Staurois parvus, 594 nucleotides long. Lineage: Eukaryota; Metazoa; Chordata; Amphibia; Anura; Ranidae. The record is from the annotation of a GenBank genome assembly.